AUGGAAACAAAAGUCUUAAUUUUCCUCGCCAUCCUCGGAAUCGCUGCAUCCUUGCCGCAGUACGGACAUGGUGGAAGAGGAGGCAGACACCACGGAGGAUUCGGUGGUGGUCGAUACCCUGGAGGUGGAGGUGGGUUCUACCCUGCAGGAGGGCAAGGCUACUACCCUGGAGGACAAGGCUAUUAUCCUGGAGGAGGUUUCGGCGAUCCAGGUUUCGGCGGAGGUUUUGGCGGCCCAGGAUUUGGAGGCCCAGGUCAGAGCGCGUCCUCUGCGAGUGCGAGUGCUCAAUCCGCCAAUAAUGGAGGAGGAUUUGGACAUCCAGGAGGUUUUGGGGGAGGUCCCGGCUACUUGGGAGGUGGACCAGGUUUUGGCGGAGGAUCGAGCUCAUCUGCGAGUUCCAGUGCUGCCUCGAGCAGUAAUCCUGGUUUCUUUGGGGGUGGUGGAAGCAGUUCUGCCGCCGCUGCAGCGUCUGCAUCGUCCGGAGGAGGAGGUUUUGGUCGCUAA
This is a messenger RNA of Folsomia candida, 504 nucleotides long. RefSeq names its product glycine-rich cell wall structural protein 2. The record is from RefSeq and is a predicted model, not a curated record. The coding region runs from base 1 to 504 and encodes 167 amino acids. The transcript has 3 exons. NCBI's taxonomy places the organism in Eukaryota, Metazoa, Arthropoda, Collembola, Entomobryomorpha, Isotomidae.